AUGUUUUCGGAGCACAACCACUCAAUUCUCAAGAACCCAGAUGACUCGUUUCCGCACGAUGAGAAUCGACAUGUUCAUUUUGAUAAGAUGAAAGAAGUUCAAAUUUACGAUCCUACAACUGGAAGUAUGAUUGCUGCGACUCCAACGAAAGAGAAAGCGUUCGAGACUGUCAGUUCGGAAGGAACACCGUCAUCAUAUAUGGAUGUUGUCGAAGAUUCGGACGAUUCGCUCAACAAAACGAAAAAUGUCUCUCAUGAAAGUAUUCAAGAAGAAACUCUCGAUAUUUUCGACAUUUCCGAAGAAUUCAAACUUCCAACAUUCGAUCCAGAAGUCGUCAAGACUAUCUUCUUUGCAGAAGAAGAUUUUCAGAAUCUUUUGAAAUCUGAAAUGGCUGCAUCUCAAAAAGAAAUGGAAAAAUCAUAUGCGGAAAGCGAUGGAGCGUAUCAUGAUCGCUUGAAAUUUCUGAAGAGUAAUUCGAUUAGUGAACUGACGAAAAUCGAGCAAAAAGUGAUUCAAGUUGCUUACAAAAAAGCGGAAAUCCGUUUUCUAGAGCUCCGUUUGAAAUUCGCUGCUGAGCAACGUGUCAAGUCUGAGAAGACGAUUUUCGAGCUUCAGAAGGUUCAAAAAUCGAGAAAUUCUAUUCCGGAGAUGUUCGAUCGAGUUCAAGACGAGUAUUUUGAGGCGAAGAAAGAAAUUAUGAGAAUUCGUUUGGAGAAAAUUCAAAAAUCCUACAAAGAACAGCUGGAUUCGGAAAGAAAGAGAUUCCAGCUGAGAUUGGAAAUCGAGGAGAGAAGAAAGAAGUUGGAACGGUUGGAGAUGAAAGAAAACGAGUCAAAAGAGAGGAUGGAGCAGUUGAUCUCCGAGAUGGAAAAAAUCAACAUAGGACACCUAAUUAAUCACAGGCAAAAUCAGUUAUCACAACAAAAUAUGAAAGCUAGCAAAGUAUUUAUCACAUUUGACGAUAUCUCAAAAGUUGAACAUCCCUUCCAGGUCAUCGUCGUUGUUAUCAGGAUCGGGGGUUGUUGUCAUGCCUGA
Molecule: messenger RNA, 1035 nt
Organism: Caenorhabditis briggsae
Lineage: Eukaryota; Metazoa; Nematoda; Chromadorea; Rhabditida; Rhabditidae
Exons: 4
Coding region: 1-1035 (344 amino acids)
Source: RefSeq, a predicted model, not a curated record